Messenger RNA from Owenia fusiformis, 12104 nucleotides. NCBI's taxonomy places the organism in Eukaryota, Metazoa, Annelida, Polychaeta, Sabellida, Oweniidae. The record is from the annotation of a GenBank genome assembly.
UUGGUCAAAACUUGGGCCAGCAACAAUACACGGUGUAUUAUUGAUAUAAUGGAUUUCAUUGCAUAUUACGCUGAUUGAGUCACAGGGUGUGCCAAUUGUGGGCCGAUUCAUGCAAGGAUCUUCAUGGAAAAUAGGACCCAUUUCAUUUAGUGUUUACAAGGAAAGUGAACUAGGAGAGAAUUGGAUUAAUUGUCAAGAUGAUGGAUUUUAUAUCAAGAAAGAUGAGACAAACGACAAUUUUAUUUACACUUUUACUGUACAUUGCUACAGUUUGCCGAGGAGGCACAACUUUGCUUAGAAUUGGAUAUGAUAUCAUACAAACUCAAUCGUCUUUAGAUAUAGGUGCUUCAAACACUAUAUUUCUUCUUGAUGAUCUAAGGAUAGAGUUUAGUGGAUCUGUACGAUCAUUUGAAGGAUAUUUUCGCAAUACCAAUCCAGUAUUAUUUCAAAUAUGGCGCCCAGAAAGCCCCGGUCGAUAUAAAUUGGUCGGAGAAAAAAGUUUUACACCAAAAAAUGUACCAGGAAUAGACACUGUUAAUUUAGAAGAAUCAGAACGUAUUCAGUGCCAGCCAAAUGACACUUUAGCAAUUUUUAAUGGGGACACUUCGAUGUCUUUAGCAUACUCAUUUAGUGUAAUCCCAAUGUGGCUCAAUUCAAUAGAAGGUGCAUACCCAGUCAUCGGCAAUUCAUCUGACUUUACCUUCCUUAAAAGUCCUUAUAAGUUUUCAGUUGGGCUUUUAUAUUCUACGCAAGAGGACGUAAACGCGUCAACAACGUUGACAGUUGCCCCCAUGACCACGCCCAUACAGAUGACCAAUAUAUCCACCUCAUCUAUCGAGCUGACGACAAGCCAACCAGAAAUUAGUACAACAACGACACCGUCUACCCCACAGUCUUCCAUUAUUACAUUAGGCAACCCCGUACUGAACACAGUAAACUUCCUACAAGCAUCAGCCAGGCGCACCUUUCUCCUCAAAGGUCGCUCUUUAGCCUUGCCCGAUGGCGUUAUCCUCAGCUUCACCACUUUCUUCAACAGUCUGGACCCAGUGCGUCUCCAGAUAUGGAGAGAUGUGGAUCUCGUGAAUGGUCAUAUACGAUACAAGCUAGUCGGAGAGAAGAGAUACACACCUACCAGGACUGGCUACACUGUCAUCAGUCUUGAGAUGAAUGAACACAUUUUUGUUCAAAGGGGGGAUGUCCUGGGCUUUACCAAUGAACAAAGUGUUGGGCCGAUCGGUUUUUCUUACUCCACUGAUCUGAUUGAAGCGUAUACUAUAGAUAGCGCUACAGAUGGCCUCCCCGCUAUUGACGAUAUCCAAGCAUUCGGUAACGUGCGAAGACCCAACGUGUGGUCAUUGUCUGCACUUAUUGAUAAGGACGUAGGGAAAUAUCCUCUGAACGCAACAGCAAUGCCAACGGAUGCACCACAGACAACUCCAACUCUUGCAACCGCCUCGACGACUCAAGGGAACGAUGUUGGUAAUAAAGAAAUAACACGGGUAGGCUAUCCUCUAAUUGCCUCCAAUGAACUACAGAGUGGGUCAAAACGAGUGUUCCUUUUACCUCGCGUGAUAUUAGGCAAAGGUAUUGUAACCUCAUUUGACGCCGUAAUAAUGAACAGCAUGCCGGUUUGGUUUCAAAUUUGGCGUCAAACAGGAAUCUCCGAAUAUACCCUUAUAGGACAGAAACGGUAUGUGGCUCCAACAAAUUUCACGGGGACUAAGACACUUUACCUAGAAUGUUCUGAAAGGAUUGAGACCUUGAAUGGCGACUUGCUUGGUUUCUUGAAUGAGAAUGACACAAGUCCACUUGGAUAUACCUUCCAAUCUCCAGUGGCAAAUGGACUUAUCCAAUACAGCUUUACAGAGAAUAAUUAUCCAAUUGAAGGAGAUGAAGUGCUGUUUGAUACUUUGAAUUUGCCAUAUAGAUUUGCUGUUGGGGUAACGUAUGAUCCAAACGCUACUGGGGUUUCCUGUAUCAACCAAACAACAGAGCAGCCACAGACAGCAACACAAACAACAACCGAGGCACCAACGACAACAGAAAAAAUAACACGGGACACAGGCAAGACUACAAAAGAAGUUAAAACAACCGUCACAACUGCAGCAACAACAAAGAAUGUUGAACCAUCCGUUUCAACCACUCCUUCUGGAGAGGUGUCAACCACAUUAGCUCAGGUCACCACUUCUACAAUUGAUGUUAGAGUCAAUACUACUACCCCUGCUGUUGAAGUCACUACUUCUACACCUGCUGUUGAGGUCAAUACUACUACCCAAGCUGUUGAAGUCACUACUUCUACACCUGCUGUUGAAGUCACUACUUCUACACCUGCUGUUCAAGUCAAUACUACUACCCCAGCUGUUGAAGUCACUACUUCUACACCUGCUGUUGAAGUCAAUACUACUACCCCAGCUGUUGAAGUCACUACUUCUACACCUGCUGUUGAAGUCAAUACUACUACCCCAGCUGUUGAAGUCACUACUUCUACACCUGCUUUUGAAGUCAAUACCACUACCCCAGCUGUUGAAGUCACUACUUCUACACCUGCUGUUGAAGUCAAUUCCACUACCCCAGCUGUUGAAGUCACUACUUCUACACCUGCUGUUGAAGUCAAUUCCACUACCCCAGCUGUUGAAGUCACUACUUCUACACCUGCUGUUGAAGUCAAUACUACUACCCCAGCUGUUGAAGUCACUACUUCCACACCAGCUGUUGAAGUCAAUACUACUACCCCAGCUGUUGAAGUCACUACUUCUACACCUGCUGUUGAAGUCAAUACUACUACCCAAGGUGUUGAAGUCACUACUUCUACACCUGCUGUUGAAGCAAAUACUACCAUCCCAACUGUUGAAGUCACUACUUCUACACCUGCUGUUGAAGUCAAUACUACUACUACCCAAGCUGUUGAAGUCACUACUUCUACACCUGCUGUUGAAGUCAAUACUACUACCCCAGCUGUUGAAGUCACUACUUCUACACCUGCUGUUGAAGUCAAUACUACUACCAAAGCUGUUGAAAUCACUACCUCUACACCUGCUGUUGAAGUCAAUACUACUACUCCACGUGUUGAAGUCACUACUUCCACACCUGCUGUUGAAGUCACUACCUCUACACCUGCUGUUGAAGUCAAUACGACUACCCAAAUAGUUGAAGUCACUACUUCUACACCUGCUGUUGACGUCAAUACUACUACUCCAGCUGUUGAAGUCACUACUUCUACAACUGCUGUUGAAGUCAAUACUACUACCCAAACUGUUAAAGUCACUACUUCUACACCUGCUGUUAAAGUCAAUACUACAACCCAAGGUGUUGAGAUCACUUCAUCUACACCUGCUGCUGAAGUCAAUACUACUACCCCAGGUGUUGAAGUCACUACUUCUACACCUGCUGUUGAAGUCAAUACUACUACCCCAGCUGUUGAAGUCACUACUUCUACACCUGCUGUUGAAGUGAAUACUACUACCCCAGGUGUUGAAGUCACUACUUCUACAGCUGCUGUUGAAGUCAAUACUACUACUACUCCAACUGUUGAAGUCACUACUUCUACCCAAGCUGUUGAAGUCAAUACUACUACUACCCAAGCUGUUGAAGUCACUACUUCUACACCUGCUGUUGAAGUCAAUACUACUACGCAAGCUGUUGAAAUCACUACUUCUACACCUGCUGUUGAAGCCAAUAGUACUACCCGAGCUGUUGAAGUCACUACUUCUACACCUGCUGUUGAAGUCAAUACUACUAUCCCAGCUGUUGAAGUCACUACUACUACCCAAGCUGUUGAAGUCAAUACUACUACUACCCAAGCUGUUGAAAUCACUACUUCUACACCUGCUGUUGAAGCCAAUACUACUACCCGAGCUGUUGAAGUCACCACUUCUACACCUGCUGUUGAAGUCAAUACUACUACCCCAGGUGUUGAAGUCACUACUUCUACACCUGCUGUUGAAGUCAAUACUACCACCCCAGGUGUUGAAGUCACUACUUCUACACCUGCUGUUGAAGUCAAUACUACUACGCAAGCUGUUGAAAUCACUACUUCUACACCUGCUGUUGAAGCCAAUACUACUAACCCAGGUGUUGAAGUCAAUACUACUACUACCCAAGCUGUUGAAGUCACCACUUCUACACCUGCUGUUGAGGUCAAUACUACUACCCAAGCUGUUGAAGUCACUACUUCUACACCUGCUGUUGAAAUCAAUACUACUACCCCAACUGUUGAAGUCACUACUUCUACACCUGCUGUUGAAGUCAAUACUACCACCCCAGCUGUUGAAGUCACUACUACUACCCCAGGUGUUGACGUCACUACUUCCACAACUACUUCUACUUCUGCUGUUACUACUACUCCAGGUGUUGAUAUCAAUACUACUUCCCCAGCUGUUGAGGGCACUUCCACCCAGGGUGUCGAUAUAACAACUACCCAAGGUUUCGAUCUAACUACUUCCCAAGCUACAACUCAAGUCCCUAAUGUCAAUACUACGACUGCAACAUUUGAAAUAACUUCAACCCAAGCUGCUGAAAUCAAAACUACUUCUUCAGAUGUUGAAGUUACUAUUACCAAAGCUUCUGAAGUCAAUACUACGACCCCAGAUGUUGAAGUUACUACAACACAAGCUGUUGAAGUUACUACCACCCAAGCUGCUGAAGACAAUACUACUACCCCAACUGUUGAAGUAACUACAACCCCAGCUAGAGAGAACGAUACUACUACGUCAUUUGUUGAGGUUACUACUACACAAGCUGCUGAAGACAAUACUACUACCCCAGCUUUUGAAGUUACUUCAACACAAGCUGUUGAAGUUACUACUUCUACACCUGUUGUUGAAGUCAGUACUACUACCCAAGCUGAUGAAGUCACUACUUCUACACCUGCUGUUGAAGUCAAUACUACAACACAAGCUGUUGAAGUUACUACUACUAUCCAAACAGUUGAUGUCGAUACUACUACAUCAGCUGUUGAAGUAACUACUGCCCAACCUGUAGAAGUCACUACUACCAGAACUAAUGAAGUCAGUAUUACUUCCCCAGCUGUUGAAGUUACUACAACCCAAGCAGAUGAAUUCACUUCGACCCAAGCUGUUGAGGUUACUACAACCCUAGCUGCUGAAGACAAUACUACUACUCCAGCUAUUGAAGUCAAUACUUCUUCUCCAGCUGUUGGAGCUACUACUACCGAAACUGUUGAUGUCACUACUACCAAAAUUGAUGACGUCAAAAGUACUACUCUAACUGAUGAAGCCACUACCACCCAAGCUGUUGAAGUAACUACUACCCAAGCUGUUGAAGACAAUACUACCACCCCAGUUGUUGAAGUUACUACUACCCAAGCUGCUGACAAUACUACUACUGCAGCUGUUGACGUUACUACUGCCCAAGCCGCUGAAGACAGUUUUACUACUGCAGCUGUUGAAGUUACUACAACCCAAACUGUUGAAGUUACUACUAGCCAAGCUGUUGAGGACAAUACUACUACACAAGUUGUUGAAGUUACUACUACCCAAGCCGCUGAAGACAAUUCUACUACUGCAGCUGUAGAAGUUACUACUACUAGUACCCAAGCUGCUGAAGACAAUACUACUACCCCAGUUGUUGAAAUUACUACUACCCAAGCCGCUGAAGACAACACUACUUCUGCAGCUGUUGAAGUUACUACAACCCAAGCUGUUGAAGUUACUACUACCCAAGCUGAUGAAGUCAAUACAACUACUUCGGCUGUUGAAGUUACUACUACCCAGGCUGCUGAAGACAAUGCUACUACCCCAGCUGUUGAAGUUACUACAACCCAAUCUGUUGACGUUACUACUACCCAAGCUGAUGAAGUCAAUACAACUACUUCGGCUGUUGAAGUUACUACUACCCUAGCUGUUGAAGACAAUACUACUACUGCAGCUGUUGAAGUUACUACUACCCAAACCACUGAAGACAAUACUACUACUGCAGCUGUUGACGUUACUACUACCCAAGCUGAUGAAGUCAAUACAACUACUUCAGCUGUUGAAGUUACAACUACCCAAGCUGUUGAAGAAAAUACUACCACCCCAGCUGUUGGAGUUUCUACAACCCAAGCUGCUGAAGACAAUACUACUACUGCAACUGUUGAAGUAACUACAACCAUAGCUGUUGAAUCCACUACUACCCGAGCCACUGAGGACAAUACUACUACUGCAGCUAUUGGAGUUACUUCUACCCAAGCUGUUGAAGACAAUACUACUACCCCAGUUGUUGAAGUUACUACUACACAAGCCACUGAAGAUAAUUCUACUACUGCAGCUGUUGAAGUUACUACUACGCAAGCUGCUGAAGACAAUACUACUACCCCAGAAGUAACUACAACCCAAGCUGUUGAGGUCACUACUACCCAAACCACUGAAGACAAUACUACUACUGCAGCUGUUGGAGUUACUACUACUAGUACCCAAGCUGCUGAAGACAAUACUACUACCCCAGUUGUUGAAGUUACAACUACCCAAGCCGCUGAAGACAAUUCUACUACUGCACCUGUUGAAGUUACUACAACCCAAGCUGUUGAAGUUACUACUACCCAAGAUGCUGAAGACAAUACUACUACUGCAGCCGUUGACGUUACUACUACCCGAGCCGCUGAAGACAAUUUAACUACUGCAGCUGUUGAAGUUACUACAACCCAAGCUGUUGAAGUUACUACUAGCCAAGCUGUUGAAGACAAUACUACUACCCCAGUUGUUGAAGUUACUACUACCCAAGCCGCUGAAGACAAUUUUACUACUGCAGCUGUUGAAGUUACUACAACCCAAGCCGUUGAAGUUACUACUACCCAACCUGAUGAAGACAAUACUACUACCCCAGUUGUUGAAAUUUCUACUACCCAAGCCGCUGAAGACAAUCUUACUACUACAGCUGUUGAAGUUACUACUACCCUAGCUGCUGAAGACAAUACUACUACCUCAGUUGUUGAGGUUACUACUACCCAAGCCGCUGAAGACAAUUUUACUACUGUAGCUGUUGAAGUUACAACCCAAGCUGUUGAAGUUACCAAUACCCAAGAUGCUGAAGAAAAUACUACUACUGCAGCCGUUGACGUUACUACUACCCAAGCCGCUGAAGACAAUUUUACUACUGCAGCUGUUGCAGUUACUACAACCCAAGCUGUUGAAGUUACUACUAGCCAAGCUGUUGAAGACAAUACUACUACCCCAGUUGUUGAAGUUACUACUACCCAAGCCGCUGAAGACAAUUUUACUACUGCAGCUGUUGAAGUUACUACAACCCAAGCUGUUGAAGUUACUACUACCCAAGCUGAUGAAGACAAUACUACUACCCCAGUUGUUGAAGUUUCUACUACCCAAGCCGCUGAAGACAAUCUUACUACUACAGCUGUUGAAGUUACUACUACCCUAGCUGCUGAAGACAAUACUACUACCUCAGUUGUUGAGGUUACUACUACCCAAGCCGCUGAAGACAAUUUUUCUACUGUAGCUGUUGAAGUUACUACAACCCAAGCUGUUGAAGUAACUACUACCCAAGCUGAUGAAGACAAUACUACUACCCCAGUUGUUGAAGUUUCUACUACCCAAGCCGUUGAAGACAAUUUUACUACUACAGCUGUUGAAGUUACUACUACACAAGCCACUGAAGACAAUACUACUACCUCAGUUGUUGAAGUUACUACUACCCAAGCUGCUGAAGACAAUUUUACUACUACAGCUGUUGAAGUUACUACUACCCAAGCUGCUGAAGACAAUUUUACUACUACAGCUGUUGAAGUUACUACUACCCAAGCUGCUGAAGACAAUUUUACUACUACAGCUUUUGAAGUAACUACAACCCAAGCUGUUGAGGUCACUACUACCCAAGCCGCUGAAGACAAUUCUACUACUGCAGCUGUUGAAGUUACUACUACCCAAGCCGCUGAAGACAAUUUUACUACUACAGCUGUUGAAGUUACUACUACCAAAGCUGUUGAAGACAAUACUACUACCCCGGUUGUUGAAGUUACUACUACACAAGCCGCUGAAGACAAUUUUACUACUGUAGCUGUUGAAGUUACUACAACCCAAGCUGUUGAAGUUACUAUUACCCAAGCUGCUGAAGACAAUUUUACUACUACAGCUGUUGAAGUUACUACUACCCAAGCUGCUGAAGACAAUGCUACUACCCCAAUUGUUGAAAUAACUACUACCCCAGCUACUGAGAACAAUACUACGACGUCUUUUGUUGAGGUUACUACUACACAAGCUGCUGAAGACAAUACUACUACCCCAGUUGUUGAAGUUACUACAAUCCAAGCUGCUGAAGACAAUACUACUACCACAGUUGUUGAAGUUACUACUACCCAAGCCGCUGAAGACAAUUUUACUACUGCAGCUGUUGAAGUUACUACAACCCAAGCUGUUGAAGUUAUUACUACCCAAGCUGUUGAAGACAAUACUACUACCCCAGUUGUUGAAGUUACUACUACCCAAGCCGCUGAAGACAAUUUUACUACUGCAGCUGUUGAAGUUACUUCAACCCAAGCUGUUGAAGUUACUACCCACCAAGCUGUUGAAGACAAUACUACUACCCCAGUUUUUGAAGUUACUACUACCCAAGCCGCUGAAGACAAUUUUACUACUACAGCUGUUGAAGUUACUACUAUUCAAGCUGCUGAAGACAAUACUACUACCUCAACUGUUGAAAUAACUACUACCCCAGCUACUGAGAACAAUACUACGACGUCUUUUGUUGAGGUUACUACUAUACAAGCUGCUGAAGACAAUACUACUUCCCCAGCUGUCGAAGUUACUACAACCCAAGCUGCUGAAGACAUUACUACUACCCCAGCUCUUGAAAUUACUACUACCCCAGCUGUUGAAGUAACUACAACCCAAGCUGCAGAAGUUAAUACUACUACUCCAGCUGUUGAAGCCAAUUCUACUAUUUCAACUGUUGAAGUUACUACUACUCCAGCUGUUGAAGUUAAUACUUCUAUCCCAACUGUUGAAGCUACUACUACCCAAGCUGCUGUAGUUACUUCUACUACCUUGCCUGCUGAAGUUACAAGCUCUACCCCACUACCUAAAAGUGUGUUCAAGGGAGUUGCCAGAAUGCUUACUUUGGGUGGAAAUCCAGCUGUGUUCAAUUCCUCUUUAAAUGAUCCCAACUCCCUUUACUAUGGAGAAGUUGCAGAAACCGCUUGUGCGGGUAUAAACGAUGCAUUCCUUAAAUCUGAGUUCGCACCUUAUUAUCGAUCUUGUAAACCCAUACAAUUUACCAGUGGGAGUAUUGUCAUGGAUUUCCAAUCUGAAUUCGAGAGUGCCCCAUCAUCUUUAACCUCAAACUCACUGACGACUGCUCUGAAGGAAAACGCCGAUCCUAGUUUUGAUAGCAAUGCCUUUGUUGUGUCAGACGUGGACGAAUGCACAGAAGGACUUGAUGAUUGUUCCAAAGACGCCAUUUGUCAAAAUAACGAGGGUAGUUUUACCUGUGUGUGUAAGGUCGGAUUCGAAGAUGCCCCUGGUUCACCAUUACCUGGAAGAUCAUGUGUUUUCAUCACAACCACAACGGUGGCAGUAGCAUCAACAGCGGCACAGACUGGCCAGUAUGGAAUAUUCAACGAGGCGUUUUUCUGGGUACUUCUGGGUUGGAUGAUUCUUUUGACCAUACUCUUCGUUAUAGUUUUAAUUGUUGUAUGUAAGCGACGGAAAUCACAGCGCUAUUAUAGCACAUAUCGCCCAGAAAUAGACUUAGAAAGUGCCGAGAAACGACGAUCGAUGGCAUAUGAUAACCCCACAAUGAGGGGUGAGACUGUAAUGGAUUAUUUUAUGCCAAAUAUAUCAGACCCGGGUUCUGGGAAUCCGAUGGCAUCAAAUGGAAAUAAUAACGGAGAUACACGAUCAAGAACUGGCACUGCUGACAGCAAAUCGACCAGCUCUAAGGACUGGAUGGCGCAAGUGUGAUGUGGCGGGAACAUUUUAAAAAAAAUAUAAUGUCACUUUAUAUCGCAUAAAAACAUUCCCAAUUAUUCAGUAAUAUAUAACUACAGUGUUAGUAUGAAAAACUGGUAAAAGUGCAACUGUUAAUUGUGUACGAUAUAGUGUAUCCAUAGCUCGAUAUAUCACCUUUGUAGUAUUUGGAACGCCUCUAUGUGAAAUGGUUUCUUCAAAUUAUCUUUUUAGCUCAUAUUUGAAUUUUAAUGUUUUGCUAGUGGUGAAUAAGAGAACGUUUUUUGCAAUCAUGAGUAACAGUGAACAUCUUAACAAACUACUGCAAAACCUGUUUAAUUCGAUCGUGACUGGGACCGGCCAAAAAUGUGCGGAUAAGGAGAUGGGCACGAUACAAGAUUUCUUUAAUACCCGAGAUUAAAGACGAGAAAGCGUUCACAUUGAGAGAUGUUCAAAUUUGAGAGGUGUUUGGAUUUACAGGUGUCACUGUAUGUAUAUUGAACUGAAGAUUUAUAUCGUCUUGCCAUUUUUGUUUCAAAUGCAUAACCGUGAACAUGCCAUCGUGGUUCCCAUGUGAUGUACAACUGCAUUUAUCCAGGGAGCUUGUGGGUUUCACAUUAUUCUUUAAUUAUUUUGAGUGGUUGCCAUUUAUUAAGCGACGCUCUCUCGAUACUUAUGGAAGAUUUUAUUUGUAGUUGACGUACGUUUUGACGUAAGUUCUAUUAGGCAUCCUUCAUGCAUUGUAUAUUAUUCUAACAUUCUAGAUCAAUGGUUUUUAUAAUUUUAUACAUAUACAUAUAAAACCAUGCAAACGUUCCAUACAGAAUAUUUUUGCAUUUUUGCAUUAUUUUGUAUGAAUGAAUGGACAAUGAUGAAUACAACAAAUGUAUAUAUUUUGUUAUUGUAUAAUAAUUUUAUAUUCUAUGAGUGUAGUGUCAUUAAUGAUUAUAUAAAGGUACACGUCUACUCAUGUCCGGAUACUAUCAAGAUCCCAUUAUGUCUUGAGUUUGCUUGUGGUAUCAUGUAUAAUGCAAGGGGCUACAAGUGUAGGCCCUUCGUGAACGAGGCCCCUUGUGAAGGAGACCCUUGUUGAACCAUGAUACAGCGAGCUAACUCACGGCUGAAUGGGGCCUUUAUAGUAUCCCUGGUAGAUGUGUCCAAGUAUACCUGUCUCGAGUAGUAUAUUUCAGAAGCAUGUAUUUUUGAGAAUCUACUGUUGUUGUAUCAGUUCAUUAACAUCGAUUAGCGUUUUUUCAGGUCGUAGUUAUCUUACACUGUAUAUAUUACGCACAUAUUCUGUACAUAUUUCAAUUAAUCCAAUAUGACGGGUCUACACCGUUUGGAACUAGUUUUUGUAAGUAUCAAGUAUUAUAGGAAUGUAUAUAUUUCAAAGUCUAAACGGAAUUAAAUAAAAGGUGCUUUAUAUGAGAAUUGUAAAUAUUUUCAUGGUUUCAUUUAACUCACCGAGCACUUUGUUAAACGUUGUUGUAGACCUUCAAUGGUCACCUCAAAGCAAUUUUAUAUAUUAAGUUAUAUAUGUAUUCUAUUAAUUAAAAAUAUAUAUAACAACAUAACAAAAUAUUUGUUUUGUGAGUCAUGCGGACGUUAACCUAACUGAAUAAAUGAAACCACGAUUUGGUGAUCAACUGAAUGAUGGCAAGAAUAUAAAGUCCACUAGUAUAGAAUUCAGAUUUCCCAUAUAGAUAUUUCCUUUAUAACUGCGACAAUACAGAUUUUUUAUGAGUGACCCUGUAUCUACAAGAACUUCAAAUUUUUAACAUUUACAUCGAGAUAAUCAUUUCAGUACUCGAGCCAUCAUGCAUGGUAGUAAAAUCAUGAAUAGGAAGUGAUUAUGAUAGGUAGCCUGUUGAAUAGUAGUGACAUCUUUUGCAAAUCAUCUUAUCUAAGUAGCCUUGUUGCCGAACAAAUUAAGCGCCAUCUUUAUCAGGGCUAAUUUAUAACGAAUUCGUCACAUACAAAUGUAAUGGAUAAAUCCAGAGAAGUAUAUUAGAAGGAAUAAAUAGCGAGAGGGAAAUCGGGUUGAAUCUUAAAAUCAACUCCACACCCAGUUCUGCCUAUUGAAAUCUUAAUCUUUUUUGCUCUUUUGCAAAAUCCUAUAACAUACAACUAUAACGUAGAAUACCAUAUAACGGAGCCUGCGCCCAUCCUUGUUAAUAAUGGUAGAUCCAAAACUGUAGAACACAUUCC